UUGAUCCCGGUGUCAUGAGGUUCAGGAGACCGGUUAUUAUGAAUAACUACUGCUCCUUGAUCGCCUUUUCAAUGUCUUCUCUGAAUGAGUGAGUGGCCAUGCCUCAAGGAAUAUAUCCUCCUCCUCCUGGCGUCACGCCGACAUUCGACCCCGACAAUGCGUAUUUAUGGACGGCGAAUAAAGCCGUCAUCACGGCUGGGUUGAUUCUGAGUACGAGUUCGUUGGUGUUGCGCGUGUAUACCAAAGCGCAUUUGCUGCAUAAGUUUGGGUGGGAUGAUGUCUCGAUUAUCUGUGCUUGGAUCUUUGCAGUUGCAACUCAGGCCAUGGCGAUCUAUGGCUUCAGAAAAGGAGGACUCGGAUUACACAAAUGGGACUUGACGGUGGAAAUGUUCGACAUCUACCAAAAGGUCGUCCUCAUCGCAGCAAUCGUCUACGUGCCCGCCCUCGCCUUUGCCAAAAUCAGCCUGAUCAUCCUGUACUACCGCAUCCUCGCACAACAAAAGUUCUACCGCUGGGCACUCUACAUCCUCUCCUUUGUCGUCGCCGGGUACAGUUUCGCGAUUAUGUUUGCGCUCAUUUUCGCCUGCCAUCCUAUUCAGAAGAGUUGGGAUGCGUCCAUCACGGACGGAGGGUGUAUUGAUCAGAAAUCGCUGUACGUGUUUACGGCGGCGAUGAAUAUCGUCACGGAUGUGUUUCUGAUCGGGCUGCCCAUUCGCACGGUGACCAACUUGAAUAUGCCGACUGUGCAGAAGGUGGGAUUGUUGCUGAUGUUUAUUAUUGGAUGCGCAACGGUCGUAACAAGCAUCGUCCGUCUAGCAGUCAUCGUCCCCUUCCUCAACACCGACGACCCAACAUACAAAAUCUCCAUGCCCCAGCUCUGGGCUAAUAUCGAAUCCAACUUUAUCAUAAUCUGCGGCUGUCUCCCCUUCUUCCGGCAAUUCCUGCGCCGGCACGCCCCCGGACUAAUCGGCGAACAAGGCAGCACUGCGCCCCGGUACAACAACUACUACACCUACGGCAGCUCAUCGCGACGUCGCAAGCCGGGUCUUACAAUGCUACAGGAUGAUGUGGAGUUGGCGGCGAGACCGGAGAGUACGCAUAGUGAGGUGAGGAUUGUCAAGGAGGUGCAGUGGGAGGUUAAGGAGGAGAGGAGAGAUGAGAAUGCGAGAUGAUUACUAUUAGCUAUGGCGUUUGGGUAUUGGGACUGUAUUUGGAUAUUUAAUAAUAAGAUCUAUGAUAUGUCUAUCUAUUUAUCUAUCUCUGCGUCGGUUUAUAUAAGAUCUACAACCAG
This is a messenger RNA of Aspergillus wentii DTO 134E9, 1291 nucleotides long. RefSeq lists its product as uncharacterized. NCBI's taxonomy places the organism in Eukaryota, Fungi, Ascomycota, Eurotiomycetes, Eurotiales, Aspergillaceae. The transcript is spliced from 7 exons. The record is from RefSeq and is a predicted model, not a curated record. The coding region runs from base 99 to 1172 and encodes 357 amino acids.